AUUUAAUUUAGGUUGGUUCCCCCGAAUUCUGACAUGGUAUAAAAGUGGAAACACGUGACGUAUUCUCCCAUUUUGUUCACACUUUUUGCGAUGUCCCAUAGGAAGUUUAGCGCCCCCCGUCAUGGAUCGAUGGGGUUCUACCCCAAAAAGAGGUCCCGCAGACAUCGUGGUAAAGUUAAGGCCUUCCCGAAGGAUGAUCCAACCAAGCCGGUACAUCUCACCGCUUUUAUUGGGUAUAAAGCUGGUAUGACCCAUGUUUUGCGCGAAGCCGAUCGCCCUGGAUCAAAAAUUAAUAAGAAAGAAAUUGUUGAAGCCGUAACAAUCUUAGAAACACCUCCAAUGGUUAUCGUUGGUUGUGUUGGGUACAUUGAAACACCCCAUGGUUUAAGAGCAUUAGCUACUGUUUGGGCUGAGCAUCUUUCUGAAGAUUGUAGAAGACGUUUCUAUAAGAAUUGGUACAAGAGUAAGAAGAAGGCGUUUACGAAGGCCUCGAAAAAGUGGCAAGAUGAGCUUGGGAAGAAGAGUAUCGAAAAAGAUUUUAAGAAAAUUGUUAAAUAUUGCAAAGUUGUUCGAGUUAUCGCUCACACUCAGAUGAAAUUGUUGAAACAACGCCAAAAGAAAGCCCACAUCAUGGAAAUUCAACUCAAUGGAGGCACCAUCGAAGAUAAAGUUAAAUGGGCUCGCGAGCAUUUAGAAAAACCCAUCCCCAUAACCAACGUUUUUGCUCAAGAUGAGAUGAUAGAUUGUAUCGGAGUUACAAAAGGAAAAGGAUAUAAAGGUGUCACAUCCCGUUGGCACACAAAGAAACUUCCCAGGAAAACGCAUAAAGGUCUCCGAAAGGUUGCUUGUAUUGGGGCUUGGCAUCCAUCGAGAGUAUCUUUCACAGUUGCUCGCGCCGGUCAAAAGGGUUAUCAUCACCGUACCGAAAUGAAUAAGAAAAUUUAUAGAAUCGGAGCAGGGAUACAUACAAAAGACGGAAAAGUUAUUAAAAAUAACGCUUCAACCCAAUACGAUUUAACUGAAAAAACGAUUACUCCGAUGGGUGGUUUCCCUCAUUAUGGUGAGGUCAACAACGAUUUCAUUAUGAUUAAGGGUUGUUGUAUGGGGCCUAAAAAGCGGGUGAUCACGUUGAGGAAGUCUCUUUUGGUUCAUACGAAACGCGUUGCCCUCGAAAAGAUUAACCUCAAGUUUAUCGAUACUUCAUCCAAAUUUGGGCACGGUCGCUUCCAGACGCCAAAGGACAAGAGCGAUUUUAUGGGUACUUUAAAGAAGGAUCGUAUCAAGGAGGACGAAAAAGCCACUGCUGCAGCAACCACUUCUUAGUUUUACUCUUUUUGACGUUUGUGUUUUUAAGGGUUAUGUAAUGACUAAGAUGGUUUAAUAAAUAAAAAAAAUUUAAUUUGA
This is a messenger RNA of Onthophagus taurus, 1404 nucleotides long. RefSeq names its product Ribosomal protein L3 (gene RpL3). Gene Ontology annotation, molecular function: RNA binding; structural constituent of ribosome. Gene Ontology annotation, cellular component: cytosolic large ribosomal subunit; ribosome. The record is from RefSeq and is a predicted model, not a curated record. Gene Ontology annotation, biological process: translation. Lineage: Eukaryota; Metazoa; Arthropoda; Insecta; Coleoptera; Scarabaeidae.